AUGGCCGGAGAAACAGAAGCAGAGUGGCGGCAGCAGCUCGAGGCAAUGCACGCUGCCAUUGCUGGUCUUAACCUACCAGGCUCUUUACCCGGGCCCAUUGAUUCGGACUUUGACGAUGCCGAUUUCGAGGGAUAUUCAUCUGGCAACAGCGGCAGGGAUGUUUGGGACUUCAUUUCCGAUGACGAUGCAGACGACUACAGCAGCGACCUUGUUGAAGCAGACGCUGCACUCCCAGCUGCGGGCGGCUAUGGUGCUGCUUGGCUUUCAAAUAAAUGUGCCGCCAUUGCGUUCAAGAACAACCUCUCGGAAGACGUCUUUGAGGCGCAGAUUCUUAGCGCCAUCAGCGCCGGAAAGUCCGACGAGGAGCUGCAGAUGGAGCUGACGGAUCUCGUCGGAUUCGACGAUCUCGACUUUAUCAUCGAAAUCCUUGCGCACAAAGACGAAAUUAGUGCCUCAAGCGCGGCUGCUCUUUCGGCUGGUGGCCAAGCCACAGGCCGACUGCUAUCCAAAGCCGAGCGUGACGAGCAACUCCGCCGCCAAGACUUUGAGCACAAAAACGCCGCGCUCGCGCCAAGCUUCUCGCGCGAGACGCAGUACCCGCACGUAUACAAGUCUCAUAGCGCCGGAAACACGCUUAGCUACGCCGGAAAGAAGUACGGCCUACCGGAAGGUAGCGAAAGAAAACAGUUUGACAAAUAUGAAGAGUACUCUAUCCCCGCCGGCGCUAAGGGAAAGCUCGGCCCUGGCCAGAAGCUCGUCAAGAUUGAAGAAUUGGACGGUCUUUGUCGCAAUACGUUCAAGGGCUACAAGGCACUCAAUCGCAUGCAGAGCCUCGUAUAUCCCGUUGCAUACAAGACGAGCGAAAACAUGCUCAUCUGUGCCCCCACUGGUGCGGGUAAAACUGAUGCUGCAAUGCUAACCAUCCUUCAUACCAUUGGCCAGCAUGUUUUCCCCAACCCAAUGGAGGACGUCGCUGCCACGGAAUUCGCCGCCAACUUGGAGGACUUUAAGAUUGUGUAUGUUGCGCCCAUGAAAGCUCUCGCAGCAGAAGUCACUGAGAAGCUCGGCAAGCGUCUUGCAUGGCUCGGCAUCAAAUGCCGAGAAUACACUGGAGACAUGCAGCUCACAAAGUCCGAAAUCAUUCAAACGCAAAUCAUUGUCACCACGCCAGAGAAGUGGGAUGUCGUCACCAGAAAGGGCACCGGAGACACUGAACUUGUUCAAAAGGUGCGUCUACUGAUUAUCGACGAGGUUCACAUGCUUCAUGAUGAGCGUGGCGCUGUUUUGGAAUCGCUCGUCGCCCGUACCGAGCGCCAAGUCGAGAGCACUCAAUCUCUCAUCCGCAUUGUUGGACUUAGUGCCACUUUGCCCAACUAUAUCGAUGUCGCAGACUUUCUCAAGGUUAACAAAUAUGCUGGCCUCUUUUACUUUGACGCCUCUUUCAGACCUGUUCCUCUCGAGCAGCAUUUCAUUGGCGUCAAAGGAAAGGCAGGCACCAGGCAAUCGAAAGACAACCUGGAUAUUGUCGCUUUUGACAAGACCAAAGAGAUGCUGGAAGUGGAUCACCAAGUCAUGGUAUUUGUACACUCCCGUCGAGACACCAUGGUGACGGCACGCAUGCUGCAUCAAAAAGCAGUCGAGACCUUUUGCGUCGACCUGUUUGACCCAACCAAUCAUCCCAGAUAUGAGCAGGCAGUGCGAGACAUGAAGUCUUCCCGAUCCAAAGACAUUCGUGAACUUCUAUCCAAGGGCAUCGGUGUGCAUCACGCUGGUAUGGCGCGAGCCGACCGAAACUUGAUGGAAAGGCUCUUCGCCGAAGGUGUACUUAGAGUGCUCUGCUGUACGGCAACCCUCGCGUGGGGUGUCAACUUGCCGGCCGCCGCCGUUGUCAUCAAGGGUACCCAAGUCUACAGCGCCCAGGACGGUAAAUUCGUCGACCUCGGCAUCCUUGAUGUACUGCAGAUCUUUGGUCGUGCUGGUCGUCCUCAAUUUGAAGACACUGGUAUUGGCAUGAUUUGCACUACUCAGGACAAAUUGCAACACUAUCUCACAGCCGUAACCGAGCAACAGCCAAUCGAGUCCAAGUUUUCGACAAAGCUGGUCGACAAUCUCAACGCGGAAAUUGCUCUUGGUACAGUCACGUCAAUUCCAGAUGCCGUUCAAUGGAUCGGCUAUUCCUACCUGUUUGUGCGCAUGCAGCGGAGCCCCAUCACAUAUGGCAUCGAAUGGGCUGAGAUUCGAGAUGACCCAACCCUUGUUCAGAGACGUCGCCAACUGGCUAUCCAGGCUGCGCGCACGCUGCAACAAUGCCAGAUGAUCAUAUUCAACGAGACAACCGAGGAGUUACGAAGCAAAGACAUUGGCAGAAUUGCCAGUCAGUACUAUAUUUUGCAUGGAAGUAUCCAGGUCUUCAACGCCAUGAUGCGAGACCAGGCCACCGAAGCAGACGUUCUCAAGAUGAUCAGUAUGAGUGGAGAGUUUGACAAUGUGCAAUCCCGAGACUCUGAAGCCAAGGAGCUCACCAAUCUCAAGAACGAGGUCAUCCCUUGCGAUGUCGACGGUGGCAUUGAUACGCCCCAGGCCAAGACCAAUAUUCUUCUCCAGUCUUACAUUUCGCGCUCGCAGCCUGAAGAUUUUGCUUUGUCAAACGACAUGAACUACGUGGCUCAGCAAUCUGGCCGAAUUUGCAGGGCGCUUUUCAUGCUUGCAUUGAAUCGCCGCUGGGGCCAUCAGUGUCUGGUGCUGUUGAGUCUCUCAAAGUCUAUUGAGAAGCGCAUUUGGCCCUUCCAGCACCCCUUGCAUCAGUUCGACUUGGCCAAACCCAUCCUGAAUCAGCUUGACUCGAAGGAGCAUCUGACGAUUGAGGCCAUGAAGGAAAUGGAACCAGCUGAGAUUGGAGCCCUUGUUCAUAAUCACGGUGCCGGCAAGACGAUUGCCAAAAUCCUCAACAACUUCCCUACAGUUCAUGUUGAGGCAGAAAUUGCGCCGCUCAACAGAGAUGUCCUUCGAAUCAAGCUGUAUGUCAUUCCCGACUUUCAGUGGAAAGAUCAUGUCCACGGCACUUCGGAAUCUUUCUAUAUCUGGGUCGAAAACUCAGAAACGUCUGAAAUAUACCACCAUGAAUACUUUAUCCUCAACCGAAGGAAGCUACACGACGAUCAUGAGCUCAACUUUACGAUUCCCUUGUCGGACCCCUUGCCUACGCAAAUCUACGUCAGGGCUGUUUCUGAUAGAUGGCUCGGAGCCGAAACUGUUACACCGGUAUCGUUCCAGCAUCUUAUUCGACCGGAUACAGAAAGCGUUUAUACCGAUCUGCUGGAUCUACAGCCUCUACCGCUUACGGCUUUGAAGAAUCCUCCCUUGGAGGAGCUCUACGCAAAGCGCUUCCAAUUCUUUAACCCAAUGCAAACACAGAUUUUCCACACCCUUUAUCACACACCAGCCAAUGUGCUGCUAGGCUCACCGACUGGUUCCGGAAAGACUGUCGCCGCAGAGCUAGCGAUGUGGUGGGCAUUCCGUGAGCGCCCUGGCUCCAAGGUUGUCUACAUUGCACCGAUGAAGGCGCUCGUUCGAGAACGUGUCAAGGACUGGGGCUCUCGACUUGCUGGACCUCUUGGGCUGAAGCUGGUCGAGCUGACCGGUGACAAUACGCCAGAUACUCGCACCAUCAAGGAUGCUGACAUCAUCAUCACCACCCCUGAGAAAUGGGAUGGUAUCUCUCGUUCUUGGCAGACGAGAGGCUAUGUCAGGCAGGUUAGCCUAGUCAUUAUUGAUGAGAUUCAUCUGCUUGCAGGCGAUCGUGGUCCUAUUUUAGAGAUUAUCGUUUCGCGUAUGAACUAUAUUGCAGAAAUGACCAAGAGCGCAGUCCGCCUCCUCGGCAUGUCUACUGCCUGUGCCAACGCCAGCGACCUGGCCAACUGGCUAGGUGUCAAGGAGGGCCUGUUCAACUUCAGACACUCUGUGCGUCCUGUUCCCUUGGAGCUGUACAUUGAUGGAUUCCCAGAGGUCCGCGGAUUCUGCCCUCUGAUGCAGUCGAUGAACCGACCGACAUUCCUCGCCAUCAAGAAUCACAGCCCUGAAAAGCCCGUCAUUGUCUUCGUCGCUUCGCGUCGACAAACUCGACUCACGGCCAAGGAUCUCAUCAACUUUUGUGGUAUGGAGGAGGAUCCCCGCCGCUUCCUGCGCAUGGAUGAAGAAGACCUGCAACUCAAUCUUUCUCGUGUCAAGGAUGAUGCCCUGAAGGAGGCUAUAAAUUUCGGCAUUGGCCUGCAUCAUGCAGGUCUUGUCGAAUCUGAUCGUCAGCUGUCAGAGGAGCUAUUCCUCAACAACAAGAUCCAGAUCCUUGUUGCUACUAGCACUCUUGCCUGGGGUGUCAACCUGCCUGCGCAUCUUGUCGUCGUGAAGGGCACGCAGUUUUACGAUGCAAAGAUUGAGGGCUACAGGGACAUGGAUCUCACCGAUGUCCUGCAGAUGCUUGGCCGCGCAGGCCGUCCCCAAUUCGACAAUUCAGGUGUCGCCCGCAUCUUUACGCAAGAUGCCAAGAAGGACUUUUACAAGCAUUUCUUGCACACAGGCUUCCCUGUCGAGUCAUCCUUGCACACCGUCCUCGAUAAUCAUUUGUGCGCCGAAGUCUCUGCAGAGACCAUCUUGACCAAGCAGGAUGCGUUGGACUAUCUGACCUGGACAUUCUUCUUCCGACGUCUGCACAAAAAUCCAUCGUACUACGGCUUGGAGAUCUCGGCUGAAGAGCACAGCACCAUUGCAGCGCAGCAAGUUGCCAACGAGUACAUGGUGGAGAUGGUCAACAAUUCGCUCGAGGAGCUGGCCCAGUCCAAGUGUGUUGAAGUGUUCCCGAAUGGAGACGUCGACUCUACGCCGCUGGGCAAGAUUAUGAGUUACUACUACCUCUCUCACAAGACAAUUCGCCAUCUGAGCCGUCAUGCUAAGGCGAGUGCUACCUUUUUGGACGCGCUCUCUUGGAUGUCGCGGGCCACCGAAUACGACGAGCUUCCCGUGCGCCACAACGAAGACUUGGUCAACGAAACGCUCUCUGACAAUCUGCCCUUCCCGGGUCACUCGUUCGGCCUGCCCAUGUGGGAUCCGCACGUGAAGGCAUUCCUUUUGCUCCAAGCGCACAUGUCACGAAUCGACUUGCCCAUUACUGAUUACGUAGGUGAUCAGACCAGUGUGCUCGACCAGGCUAUUCGUAUCAUCCAAGCCUCCAUCGAUGUGCUCACGGAGUUGGGGCACUUGUCGAGUUGCCUACAAAUGAUGAGCCUGCUUCAGUCCAUCAAGUGCGCCCGCUGGCCUACCGACCCGCCGGUGUGCAUCCUUCCAGGCCUGGAGCCCGAGUCGAUCAAGAAGGAAUCACUGCCGCUCAAGGAGCUGAGCACGUAUAGCCCGCAACAGGUGUCGCAGCUUGCCAAGCGCCUCCGAGUGCCCCCUCAUAUUCAUGGUCGCUUUGCCCGAGCCGCUUCCAUCCUUCCUAACGUGGCCGUGUCCAUUGAAGACAAGACGGCGCUGUCCGUGACGGUGAGCCUGAAGCGUCUGAAUGCACUGGUGGAGCGCGAAGCGCGCAUCUAUGCCCCGAAGCUGCCGAAGCCGCAAUCGGAAGGCUGGUUCAUCAUUGUGGCCGACGCUGCGAGGGACGAGGUCAUUGCCGUCAAGCGUGUUGGAUGGUCGGCGCCGGCCUCACGCUCGGGCGGCCCGCGCAAGGUCGAGGCCAAAACGAAGCCGUCGUCGCGCAGCACGAUUAAGCUGCCGCAGGCGGAGGGGGCACGGAAGCUGGAUGUAAUUGUGGUCAGCGAUGCCUACAUUGGAGUGGAGUAUCGUAUAGAAGGAGUCGAAAUUCCGGCUGCGCCAGCUGUUGACGACGAUGUCGGCUCAAAGAAGAAGGCGGCCGGUGCUGGACGCGCGUAG
Akanthomyces muscarius is the source of this 5919-nucleotide messenger RNA. RefSeq lists its product as uncharacterized. Gene Ontology annotation, molecular function: ATP binding; ATP hydrolysis activity; 3'-5' DNA helicase activity. NCBI's taxonomy places the organism in Eukaryota, Fungi, Ascomycota, Sordariomycetes, Hypocreales, Cordycipitaceae. The transcript has a single exon. The coding region runs from base 1 to 5919 and encodes 1972 amino acids. Gene Ontology annotation, cellular component: nucleus. The record is from RefSeq and is a predicted model, not a curated record.